Messenger RNA from Naegleria gruberi, 2697 nucleotides. RefSeq names its product argonaute. Gene Ontology annotation, biological process: regulatory ncRNA-mediated gene silencing. NCBI's taxonomy places the organism in Eukaryota, Heterolobosea, Eutetramitea, Acrasida, Naegleriidae. Gene Ontology annotation, cellular component: P granule. Gene Ontology annotation, molecular function: piRNA binding; protein binding. The record is from RefSeq and is a predicted model, not a curated record. The transcript has a single exon. Bases 1 to 2697 code for a protein of 898 amino acids.
AUGAGUUCAAAUAGAGGAGGUGGAGGUAAUAGUAGAGGAGGAGAGAGAGGAGGUGGCACUUAUAGAGGUGGCAGUAGAGGAGGUGGAGGUGCUGGUAGGGGAAGUGGUAGUAGCAGAGCAGUGGUGGAUCAUCAUUCUGGAGGAAGUAGCAGUGGUCAAUUCCAUUCAAGUAGACCUUCGUCAUCAUCAUCAUCAGGUGGAGCUAGUAGUAGUAGCAGUAGCAGUCGUGGUUCUUAUGGUUCAAAGACACCUUCCCAUGGUGGUCGUGGAACUGGUUUCAACCAACAGCCUUCUCAACUAUCAUUUGGUAAUAGAAAAGCCAUUGAGGAAGUUUCCAUCAGAACUAUCAAGAUUGAAGAUCUCUCAAAUGUUGGCUCUUCGAGUGCACAAACAGAAAGACCAGCAGAAAGCACUACCUCACGUGCUGUAGUCAACUAUUUCCCUGUAAAAGCUCCUGAGGGACCUUUCUAUCUCUAUGAUGUAAAGAUUAAUCCUGAUGUUGACAGCAAGUAUUUUGCUGGGAACUUAGUCAAACAAGUCAUGCCAAUCAAUGAGAUUUAUCUUUUUGAUGGAACAACAGUUCUCUACACUAAAAAUCCACUCACCAAGAAUAAGGAAACUUUUGAGAAAACUUUAGUUAAGGAUAAGAAAGUCUACAAGGUUACAAUUAAUUUUGCUAGAAGUAUAACCUCUAAAGUAAUAGAUGCAACCACUCUCCAAUUUAUGAAUAUCAUUUUGAGAAAGGCUCAAAACAGCUUGCAUUUACAAAGAAUUGGCAGACAUUACUAUAAUACUAACGAAAAAGUCGUUGCCAAUAUUGAAAAUCAUCAUAUUAAGAUAUUACCUGGUGCAUUAUCAACAACAUUCUUAGGCAGCAAGGGGCUGAUGUUGAAUGUGGACAUGAUCUACAAAACUUUAAGAACAGACACUGUGUAUUCUAUGCUUAUGGAUCUAAUGGACAAGUUUGAUAGUCAUGACAGAAUUGCAAAUGAAUUCAGAAAUACCAUUGUAUUAUGCACCUACAAUCAACGAACUGUACAUAUUGAUGAUGUAGAUUUUGAAAAGACCCCAAAAUCUACAUUUGUAAAGAAAACUGGUGAAAAGAUUACAUUUGCCAAAUAUUAUCAAGAACAAUACAAAAUUAAGGUUAAGGAUAUGAAUCAACCAUUGUUAAAGCAUGUAGAUAGAAAAGACCCUCAAAAAAUUGAAUAUUAUCUACCUGAAUUGUGUUUGCUUACUGGAUUGACUGAUGAUAUGAGAAAGAAUCACCAAUUAAUGAAGGCUCUCAAGGAUGCCACAGGUCUCACUCCAAAUCAAAGAAUUAGACAAAUUGUACACUCACAACAAGAAUGUCUUCAAAAUGAGGAAUAUACCGACCAAUUAGGUCUUUGGGGAUUGGAAAUUAAUGAUAAGUUAUUGGAGGUGGAGACCACUGUUCUUCCAUGCGAGAAAGUGGAAUUUGGUGAUAAUUUGCAAAAAACUGCCACUGGAGCAUCUUGGGAGGUAAAGAGAGAAAAACUCUUCAAACCAGUUAAGAUCGACAAUUGGUGUGUUUUCCAUCCAAAUGGAACAAAACAAGACACUACAAACUUUAUCAAAUCAUUGAAUGAUGUUUCCAAGCCAAUAGGAAUGAUUUUAGGAACUCCUAAACUAGUUGAACUUAGUGGAAACAAUGAGGAAACAUAUGCAUCUGAAAUUGAAGAAUAUAUGAGCGGUAAUAAGCCUUCUUUUGCUCUGGUGGUUUUAUUUAAUGAUCAAAAGCAAAGAUAUUCGAGAGUCAAGGAGGUAUUGUGCAAUCAAGUUGGUAUAAUUAGCCAAUGUGUUAAAUUGAGUACCAUUACUAACGAAAAGGGAUUAGCAUCUAAGGCAACCAAGGUAAUAGUGCAAAUUUGUUCUAAAAUGGGAGGUGCACCAUGGACAGUUCCUCUUGCUUUUCCAAACAAGGAACCAACUAUGAUUAUUGGAAUGGAUGUAUACCACUCAGGAGAAAUUUACAAAAGAAAAAAGGCUAGUGUAGCUGGAUUUGUAGCAAGUAUUGAUGCAAAAAUUUCUACAUACUUUACAAAGUGUAUAAUUCAAGAAGCUGGAAAGGAAAUUGUAGAUGAGUUGGAAGAAUGUAUGACUGCUGCCCUCAACAAAUUCAAGGAAAAGAAUAAGAUAUUACCAAAACAUGUUAUUUUCUAUAGAGAUGGUGUUGGAGAAGGCCAGAAAGAGGCUGUAUUGGAGAGGGAAGUAAUGGCUUGUAAGAAAGCUAUUAUGAAUAUUGCUCCAAGUUGCAAACUCAAUUAUAUUGUAGUUUCCAAGAGAAUUAAUACUAGAAUAUUUGCUCAAACAGAUCCAACCAAGCCAACUGAUUUCACCAAUCCACAACCUGGAACAGUUUUGGAUUAUGGAGUUACCAGUCAAAGAGAAGAUCCUUUGGCCAUUGAAUUUUAUUUGGUUGCUCAAAAGGUUGAUAAUGGUCAAGGAACAGCUACUCCAACCAAAUACCACUCCAUCUUUAACGAAAGCUCUCUGUCUAAACAAUAUUUGGAGACACUUUCAUUCAGACUUUGCCACAAUUAUUAUAAUUGGUUUGGAACUAUCAGAGUGCCAUCUCCAUGUAUGUAUGCACACAAGAUUGCUUCCUUAGUUGGACAAUACACCAAAUCAGCAGACUUUAAAGAUGUGCUUAACGACAAACUCUUCUACUUGUAA